AUGCGAGUAAGGCAGCAUCAGCAGUCGUGGCGCGGGGCGGGUGGCAGCGGAUGGAUGGAGAGAUGGCGUGGCGUCAUGCCACGCCUGUCGCUCGCCGCUUUCCUUCUAGCCUUGCUACAUCGCCUAGUCGCAGUUUCAGCAGUACCCGUUGCACCCUCUGCAUCUGCGGUGCGGAUAAACUGUGGCAGCAGCGAGCGGGUGGUGGGGAGGGACGGGCGGGUGUGGGAGGCGGACGCUUUCUUCGUGGGCGGCCAGCCGGCGUCCGUGCUGGCGUCCAUGCCGCUCGCCCUCACUCCGGAGCUGCGCUCGCAGCGCGUCUUCCGCGCCAACGACGUCAGCUGCUAUGACAUCCCGCUCUCCCCUGGCCGCUUCAUCGUGCGCCUCGCCUUCGCCUACCACAGCGACACGCUGCCGAGCGCGCAGCGGGACUUGAGCCCUCCGCUGGAGAUGCACAGCGACGAGGGCGUCACCACCUCCUCCCUCUCCGCCUCCAAUGCUCCAGACGCCGUCAGUCACCGCUCCACGGAUUCCUAUGCGCCCCGCCAACCCACCACCGAUCCCAGUGCUCGCCCUGGUGCUUCCACCCCGCAUGCUGUUGCGGUUGAUGGGCAUGGCAGUGCCAUUUCUGCUUCGCCCCAGGACGACGACCGCGUGGGCCAAGGGGGGGCUGUGCACAGCUCUCGCGACAUCGACCCCGCAAACAGGACUCCCAAGGACAAACACAAGGGCCGGUGGCCGCGGUUUGCGGUGCUGGUGGAGGGCGUGCAGAUGGAGACGGUGAGCAUGGCUGGGCACGUGGGGGCGGUGUACGAGCCCGAGUACAUCAUCGACAGCGCUGAUGCCUCUCUCACGCUCUGCUUCCUGCCCGUGUGGGGCCACGCCCUCGUCAACUCCAUCGAGCUCCUCCCUGUGCCCGCUGCCUUCUACCUCCUCCCCUCCGUCGUCCCCCCCAACGCCUUCCUCGCCGUGCGCGCCCGCAUCGACUGUGGCCGCGCCGCCGCCAACGACUCAGGCAACACUGAACCACCUAGCCAAUCAUUGACUGAGGGCGUGGGGACGGCCUUGUCGCCUUCGACGACGAAGGGGAGAGUGAGUGGGGACGUGUGGGGUGGUGUGAGCAAUGGCACGGCGAGGGGGUUUGACCUCUUCAAACAGUCGCUCGCGGCUUCCAUGCUCGCGAUGGCACCAGACGGGCGCGGCCUCAUGGAUGCUGUGGGCAGGCGCUGGGUGAGUGACCUCUCACAGAUCGCUCCCAAUGGCCUGGACCAACCCAUGGGGGUUGCAACCCGAUUUGCAGUGGCGCCCCCAAAGUCUCUUCACACUGCCUUGCCUGUCAGCGGGGCGGGCGAGGCGCCGCUGUUCCUGGCGCAGGCGCUGCUGCAGACGGCGCGCGAGGCGGUGCUGGCGAGCGGGCUGCACUACUCGUUUUCAUUCCGCGUGCCGGCGCGCCUCAACCGCUGGGUGGUGCUGCUGCAUUUCGCGGCGGUGCAGCCGGGGUCGCGCGUGGGCGAGCGUGUGUUUGACAUCCACGUGAACGGCGUGAGUGUGAGCAGCUUUGACAUCCUGCGUGAGGCCCACGGGCAGCACAACCGCCUCGUCACGCUGCCUGUCGUCGUCGGCUUCAGCCGGCCCGCCAUUGGGUCGGCGCCCACGCUGGAGGUGCGGCUGGUGGCGUGCAACGGCAGCAGGCUCAGCCCCCUCAUCAGCAGCAUCGAGGUCAUUGAAGUCGUGCGCGCCAACGUCCCCCGUGAAAACGUCGUCUCCGAGCUUCAAGCACAGCAGAAGACCACAGGGUCGCAAGCCGCCCCUGAAUCUGCUCCUUCUCGUUCCAGUCGCACGGGUGUGGUGGCAGGGGCCAUAGGCGGGGCUGGGGCACUGGUAUUCCUCGGCCUCAUGGUGCCACUCUUGCUUCUCUGGCGCCACCAGCACCGACGGCGCCAUGCCAUGCGCUCACAGCUACUGGAGGAAGGUGCCCUGGACUCUGCAGCAGUGCACUUUGAAGAGGGCAUGGAUGCACCUCAAGCACCGGGUGGUGGAGAGGAAGUUGACGCACUUGUGGAUUCAGGGGAGGGGUUGGAGGAUCUUGAUAGAUAA
This is a messenger RNA of Closterium sp. NIES-65, 2094 nucleotides long. The record is from the annotation of a GenBank genome assembly. NCBI's taxonomy places the organism in Eukaryota, Viridiplantae, Streptophyta, Zygnematophyceae, Desmidiales, Closteriaceae.